This is a messenger RNA of Schistosoma haematobium, 5689 nucleotides long. It is a transcript of the gene ENO4, whose product is annotated as enolase member 4. Gene Ontology annotation, molecular function: phosphopyruvate hydratase activity; magnesium ion binding. The transcript is spliced from 14 exons. Gene Ontology annotation, biological process: glycolytic process. Gene Ontology annotation, cellular component: phosphopyruvate hydratase complex. NCBI's taxonomy places the organism in Eukaryota, Metazoa, Platyhelminthes, Trematoda, Strigeidida, Schistosomatidae. Bases 469 to 2427 code for a protein of 652 amino acids. The record is from RefSeq and is a predicted model, not a curated record.
AACAAAUGUGGCCAGCAUUAAAUAACGAAAACUCACAGAGCUAUUGAUUUUGGGGAUUUAUUUACCGACAAAUACUGUUAUCGUUAUCACACAUCAGUAACUACUUACUGACUCGCUUAUUAUCAUCCCUAUUUCUCGUUCUGUUCUCACGCUUUGUUCUUCUCACACUGUAUGUAUCGACAGCUAACCCCCGAGUUGUCCUAGUACCUUUAUAAUUGCAAACAACCGACUGCUUAGAAAGCAAUUUGAUGACUACGUGUAUCAGGAUGCUUUUCGGAUGUUGGUUAUUAAUGAUUCUUCUCACAGCAAGACUCACAAAAUAGUACAAAACGUACAAAAUAAGGUUGCUCGUCUAAACAAUUGAAAACUCUGUUAUUUGCACAUCAGAAGACGCUUGUUUGAACUUGUUUAUUAUGUCUGAAACCGAUCAUCACCAACUGGCAAGGUAACAGCGCUGUUUUAGGAACCAUGGAUAUAAAGACAAGGGCAAUUGAGUAUUUUUCUAACAACAAUAUUUUGAAAGAACUUGAGAAUGCUCUACAACUUAUGUUCCAGGAAAAUACAUCAGAUCAUUCCGGCUAUUUAAGCAAAUAUUUCGAAAAGAUUUCCCUUACUCCGAAAGUUGUCAGCAUCAAAGUGGACAGAAACUAUUCAUAUAUUGGCACCUUUUCCAGUUCUUUGAGUGUACUUACACUGUGGCGAACAAAUAUUGAGGUUACCACAGGGCUAAACUAUGUUUAUGGAUGCAAUUAUUGUCUGCCUUAUGGAAACAUCUUAAAUGAAUCAACACCCUCUGAAUUCUCAGUUUGUAUAGAGGCAGUUGUGGAUUUACUGGAUAAUUGCCUAUGGUCACCAGCGGAGAUGUUUGAAAUUGAUAAAUAUAUCAGAAACUUCUACAAUGAAUACAGAAAGCAAUUGAAUAAAAUGCAAACGGAUGAAAGCGAGAAAGAAAUAGAAGUUAUUGGUCCAAAAGAAAUCCCGUUAAAGUCUACAUCAGAACAAAAUGCAAAAAAAAAAUCUACUAAAGAUAUAAUUACACUUCUUCCAAAUCAAAUAAUCUCAAUUGCACCAUUCAUUGCAACAGAUCUAACUUGGUUAUCAAUUAGUUUACAUUUAACAGCAAUGAAGUGUUCUAGACCGAAGAUCAAUUUUCAAUGGUAUAUGAAAUCACUUUAUGAUGAGGUGAUUAAAUCAACAAUGCCCGAUAACAAGCCCAAUUCACCAAUUCCUGUUAACCAAGUGACAUGUCCAAUAAUUACAAUAUUGAAUUGUCCUGGACGUAUUGGUUCAAUACAAUCAGGAAAAUGUAAAUUUUUACAAGAAAUUCUUCUUAUUCCUAAACCAUAUUUAACACCAAAAGAAUUAUUAGAUAAUCUGUUCAUUAUUAAAACAAAAUUAUCACAAACCUUAAUGAAUAAACCAAAUUUAAUACCACAAUUGAUAUGUGAUAAUGGAGCAUCAAGUGUUAAUAUUGAUAAACCAGAACAAGCAUUUGAUUUAUUAAUAGAAUUUCUAGAACAAAUUCAAUUGAAUAAUCAUUUCUAUUUUGGUUUAUUCAUAUCACCAAAAGGAAUAUUUGAUACGAUAAAAGAACGUUAUGAGAUUAUCACGGGAAAUUUGAAAACACCAGAAGAAUUGGUUAAUUAUUAUAUAGAUUUAAUUGGUAGAUAUCCACAAAUACGUUUAUUAAUUGAUCCAUUUAGAGUAGAAGAUAAAGAAUAUUGGGAAUUAUUAAAAACACGUAUUACAUCAUCAAUAUUGAUUACAACAAGUACAAUAAUUCAACCAGCUAUGAAAGAAAUAACACUUAAUCGAUCUAAUUCAAUGAUUACAAAAAAUCUUAAAACAAUAACAACAUUAUCAUCAUUUGAUGAACCAUUAAAAUUUAGUAUUCCAACUGGUUUAACUAUUUAUGAUUUAGUGAAUAGUUGCCAAGGCAACAAAGUUCAUCAUCAUAAGGAUGAUGUAAAUCAUGUUGACAUAGAUACUACUACUACUACUACUACUAAUAAUAAUAAUAAUAAUAUAAAACAAAUACCGAAUGGUGCACUACAAUCUACAUCAUUAUGUAAUACAGUUGAUAAACAGGAUAUGUGUUACUCAUCUUGGUUAUUCACUAUGGAUCCAUGUUUAGAUUGUGUUUUAAUAACAGAAAUUAUUCAAGCAAUUCAUAUAUUACAUUUACAAAAUCGGCAAGUGAUAUUCAGUUUGGAUAAUCUACAAGUGAUUGAAGAUUGGCCAAUGGAUAUGGCAAUUGGUUUAGGUAUAGAUUUUAUCAAAAUUACUGGAUUGAAUAGAAUAGAUCAAAUGAAUAAAUUGAUAACAUGGUAUCAUUACUAUCAAGAUAUAAUUGAUCAUUUAAAGGAUUCAAUCAAUGAAUGGAAGUUGUAUGAUUCUUCACUAAUGGAAAAUUCUUUCAAUGUAUGAAUGGAUUAGUUAAGUCAUUCAUAAUAUUAACAUAUACAUAUCAUAAUGACGAUUUUUUUUGUUAUAAAAGAUAAUGUAUAAUGAUAAUGAAUUGUCUUUUCUAAAUACUACCAUUCAAUCAGUUAUCAUGAACACUGGGUAUAACCACCACCAAGUAUGUCAGAUGCUCGUUAAUGCAAAUCGAAUAUUAUCGGCCAUGUUACAAUAUGGUCAGUAGUUUAGGUGACUCGAUAUUGCGUGAACUAUGUUGAGAUAAGAUGGUGGUUGAAGGUAGUCAACCGGAAACCUUGGACCUAGGUUUUAUGCUACUUAGUACUUGCCAGUAAGGUGUACCUGUAUUCUCCAGGGAACUGGUGGCCAUAUUGCUACCUUGAUGUGGUGGUCGGGCUUGCCUAUCGUGAUGAAGCAACUGAGCUAUACUGACUGGAACAACCGUUCCUCAAGGUCCUACCAUGCUAGACAGGUCAGUUGAAGAGCAGUAAGACUAAAAGCAACAAACCUAAGGUCCGAAGGCGAAGUCGUACUGCUGACUGUACAGAGGUGUGGCAGCACCAAGGUGUUUCCUUCAGACAACCAGCAUGAUAGCGAUGAUGCCUUCCCACAAGGAGGGGUGGGUGGGGUUAGAAAAUGUCGACCCUAAAAAUGCACACCUCACCUUAUCCCACGGAUAUCCGUCUCCGAUGGUAAGGUCUCAACAAGUACGGAGCUAACACAAAAAUUACUCACAAAAACGUCGUGUGUGACCGACCUCAAGCAGUUGUCGCUUGAGCACUGCGGUCACGCUCUCAGGUCACUAAGACCACCUCUAAUGCAAUUUCUUUUCCAAUUACCUCCAAAAAAAACCUUCCACGUUGUGGGCAACCGAGAAAUGAUAACCUCCUUCAGACCUAUAGCAGCACUAAGAAGGACCUGACAUUGAUCACCACCCAGUGAUUAAUCAGUUGUGAAUACAUCACAGUCCUACAGGAGGUCAGUCCCGGCCCGGAUAGCUCAGCGAUAACAUCAAUGACUAUGAAGCUGUAUGACACGAGGUCGAGUCCGUCAGGGUGAUUUUUUGUGAGACCUCAUUGUAUGUGUUUUGAUAGAUUUGGAUAAUGUGAUAUGAGAUAAUAGGUUUAGAAAGAUUUGUAUGUUAGUUAAUAAUGUGAGAUGUGGAUAGAAUUAAUUGUGUGGAUCGUUAGGCCUUUUUUUAAUUAAAUGCAGUAAGGUUUAAGAAUGGAUGAACAGGUUCAGCAGCUCAUGUUUCUUUAUUAUUUGAAAAGCUUAUCUAAAUUGGACAGUUAUAAAAAAUAAUCAUGUACUCCUAUCGCCGGUCAUAUUUGGAGUCUUUUAAGUUCUUAAGGAUUAAUUGGUGGUAUUUUAGUGCAGCUUAGAUAUACUUUGUCACUAGUUAUGGUUUCACGAAAAGACUCUCCAUUAUGGAAUGGAUUAUGAUCUACACAUUUUAGUCUGUAGACAUAAUUCUGUGCCAAAACAAAAAGGAUAUUAUCUUUUAUUUGAACCAAAGUAUUAUGAAGAGUGUUUGUUUUUAUAGAGUGCUAUAAUUCUGUCUGAUUUAAACAUAUGUCGUGGUUCUUAUAUUAUGCCACGUGGGUGUGGUAAUGUGGUGUAUGCUACUUAUGUCGACAGACAUAAGUAAUACGUAACGCCAGUUGGAAGAGAAAACCCUGGUAGCAGAAUGCGCAAUGCUAACCGGUGUGAAGGAUGGUUAGAGGAAAAUUAGGGGCGACCAAACUAAAACGUGGCAUCAGCGCUUAAAGUUACUAACUUCUAGUCUGAGCCAUGUUGGUAGAUGCAGACUACUUGGUUGGGGUCCGCGUAACAAUCGUAACUAAUGAUUGGAGACUCUUGGUGACAUGGCUGAGAAUCGAUCACAAUGGCGUCGGCGUAUACACUCUUGUCUUUCUUUAGGCCGGGAGAUUAAAAUCGUAUCAUAUCUUUCUUUCUACGAACUAAUUCUUUCUUCCUGUACUAUAUCUUUAUAUGCGAUCUUUCUUUUAUAUAUUACACCAUCGAGUUAACUGCUCCUAUGAAUCCAGUGUUCAUCGUGUUGUGCUAAUGAGGUAUGGCAACUUGGACUGAUGCAUAUAUGUGCCUUGUCUUAAGCUGUACCUGACUGACUGACUGAGGAACAUCGAGUUGAAGAGAAUAGAAACGUAGAUAGAAAAGAAUUGUGAACUGGACGAAUCAUACAGAAUGUGAAGGACAAAUAAUGGGAAUUCGCAAAUAAAAUAUUCAAUCUACGGUUCUCAAAUUUUAAAAAGAGAUUCCGUGAUUUAGUAUCUGAAUACAAUCGGUUGUCCCAACAUUCACAACAGUAGAAUCAAAGUACUAAGGCAUGAUAUUGCAUUCAGAAUUCAAAAGGGCAUUUUGUUUUAGCAUAUUCUUAAAAGUAUCUGUCGGGAAGCUAUCUUCAUCUGACAUAAUGAUCUUUAUGACUAGUCUGAACAGAUCUGUAACCUAAGAUGCUUUUGCAUCGAGUACUUGUGCUGUGUUGAAAUCAAUUUAAUGAUUUGAAUGUGUUGAUUUCUUGUAGGCAGUAUGGUUUACACUUCCAUUUGUCUUUCUUUUCAUUAGUCAUCAGUCUAAAAAUGUUAGUUCACUGAACUGAUCUUCAAAAGCGAAUACGAUAUGAACUGAGAAAGUUUUUAUUUUAGUAAUUUAAUGGUUGAUUUCGUGAUUCAGUUAAAGCUAGACCACCAUGGAAAACCUGGAAGCACUGUACAACUGUUUCGCUCCAAUAUGGAACUCCUCAGCAGUGCGCGUCCACGAUCCCGCAUCGCGAGAUUCGAACUUAUCAGUCUCGUGUGCGAACACUUAACCUUUAAACCACUGACCACAAAAUGAAGCCACCAUCCACCAUUAUCUUCAGUCAGUUACUAUCUCAAACCAGACCCGGUUGGACUUCACUGGUCACGGCAUCUCACUAGAACUCCAGGAAACACCUCUUGUGAGACAGUAACUGACUGAUCACAAUGAUAGGCGGUGGCACAAUUUCGUGGAUCGGUUGAAGUUAGAUAUUAACAUCGUUGGACGCCGGCUCAAUGGUUUAGACGUUAAGCGUUCGCGCGCGAGACCGAUAGGUCCUGCAUUGGAACCUCGAGAGGCAGGACCGUGGGCGCGCACUACUGAGGAAUCCCACCAUAGGAUGAAACGGCUGUCCAGUACUUCCAGGUUUUCCAUGGUGAUCUAACUUCAAUUGACUCAUGAUCUCAACUGUUGAAAUAAUAACGUUUUUAUUAAUUAGAAGAACAAAAUGAGA